UACCUGCUCGCCACGCCCGACCCCGGCGGGUUCUUGGUCCCUAGCGCCUUGGACGCUUCCUCCCGGCCUGCAUCACCGCCCGCCGCCGCUUUUAGGUGCGACUUCCGCAUCCUUUUUCCCGCCGGGAUUCGUCGCGCGCUGGCUCCCCGCCAAAGAUCGCAUCUUUGGCUGCCUGCCCGCCCUGUCUGUCGGAUCAGAUGAGAUGUGGCGAUCCUCCAGCCCCAGCCUCUAGGACGAGACAUGGCUGAACUCUCCUCGUCCGGAUCCCACGCGGCGGCUGCGGCGGCCACGCAUCCCUACCCGCGCCGCCUCCAUGGCGCCUUCGUCGCCAGGGACUCGCUCACCCCGUUUAACGCCUACCCCGCCGCCCCUCCCCCGCCGCCGCCACCACAGCCGCCGCAGAGCUCCGGCGGCGGCGGCGGCGGCAAGAUCAGCCCGGCGGUGCUCUUCAUCAUCGUCAUCCUCGCGGUGGUCUUCUUCAUCUCGGGCCUGCUGCACCUCCUCGUGCGCCUGCUCGUCAAGAAGCAGCACCACGGCCGCCGCUCCACCUCCACAUCAGCGGGGCACCACGGCCCCGGCGGCGACGCGGACGCGGCGCUGCAGCGCCAGCUGCAGCAGCUGUUCCACCUGCACGACUCGGGGCUCGACCAGGCCUUCAUCGACGCGCUGCCCGUCUUCUCCUACCGGGAGAUCGUCGUCGGGGCCGGGGCCGGCGACAAGGAGCCCUUCGACUGCGCGGUCUGCCUCUGCGAGUUCGGCGCCGAGGACAGGCUCCGCCUGCUCCCGCUCUGCGGCCACGCCUUCCACCUCAACUGCAUCGACACCUGGCUGCUCUCCAACUCCACCUGCCCGCUCUGCCGCGGGGUGCUCUUCGCCCCCGGCCUCACCGCCGAGGACAACCCCAUGUUCGAUUUCGACGAGGGGAUGAUGGAGGAAGGCCGGUUGUCCGAGUGCUGCGAGGACGGGUUCGGCCUGCCUGCGCAGAAAUCAUCAGAGGAAACUGCGCAGACGCUCGAGAAGAGAGUGUUCCCGGUGAGGCUUGGCAAGUUCAAGAACGUCGGCACCCAGGGUGCCGUCGAAGGCGGGAAUGCCACCGCCGAUUCCGCUGUGCUGAGGAGGGAAGAAGGGGAGAGUAGCAGCAGCAGUUUGGAUGCAAGGAAAUGCUUCUCCAUGGGCACCUACCAGUACGUUCUCGGGACUUCCGAGCUUCAGGUGGCUCUCCAGCCGGGCAGAACAAGAAACGGCGCCGGUGGUACCAUGAGACCGAGACCUCCAGGGAUAAGCUGCGUCAAUGCCGACAUCAUGGAGGGAAAGAAAAUCUGCGCGCGGAACAAAGGGGAGAGCUUCUCCAUGUCCAAGAUUUGGCAGUGGUCUAAUCUCAAGGGCAAGCUACCCGCUGGCUCAGAUGAUUGCUCGGAAGCGGGGAGCCUUCCAUGGAUGAAGAGGGAUAAGUCCAACAUCUGAUGUGACUCUGUACUGUGAUACUACUAGCUAAUAUUGCUCUUGUUAGUUCCACUCCAUUAAUUUCUUACCUAUAAUUAUUCUAGCCUAAUUUUCAUGUUCAGAUUUUUGAUUGGAAUUGGUUAUAUCUCAUGGAAGGAUAGUAACUUUUAGUAGUCA
This is a messenger RNA of Lolium rigidum, 1620 nucleotides long. RefSeq names its product RING-H2 finger protein ATL46-like. Lineage: Eukaryota; Viridiplantae; Streptophyta; Magnoliopsida; Poales; Poaceae. The transcript has a single exon. The record is from RefSeq and is a predicted model, not a curated record. Bases 241 to 1464 code for a protein of 407 amino acids.